CCAGCGCUCGGAGUCGGAGAGUCUCGCUCGCGCCGUUCCCCGCCAGUUCUGUAAUGGGUGUCCAUUAGCACAGGGCCACCAAAGUUUCUUUCACCCCAGCUAGCCUCAGUUCAGUCCUCCUUGUGGUAAGGAGCCUGGGCAAAAAUCCCUGGAAUUAUUCCUUGCACUCUGUGAUGACCGCAGAGUUCUUACUCUGCGUCUCAGAGUAGAAUGCCCAAGUCCAAGGAGCUUGUGGAAACAACCACUUCAGACAGUGGAUCUGAUGCUGAGAAUGAAAAGAAAAGAAAAAAGGAGAUGCCGUCCAAGCCGGAGAAAAGGCCAAAAACUGAGGCCAAAACUUCCAAGGUGGCAACAAAAAGUCAAGGGCAAGACAGUGAAGAGGAGGGCAUGUUCCAGAUUGGGAAGAUGCGCUAUGUCCGAGUGUCCUGCUUUAAGGGGAAAGUCCUUGUGGAUAUCCGAGAAUUCUACAUAGAUAAGGAGGGGGACACUAAACCUGGGAGAAAAGGGAUUGCCCUAUCUGCCGAACAGUGGAACCACUUGAAGGAGAUCAUUCCAGACAUUGAUGCUGCAGUCAAGAAAUUCUAAGAUGUUGUUUAUUUAAAAUCCUGUAUUUUUCCUUUUUUUUUUUCUUAAUUGCUAUUCUGCAUUUGAUUCCAUCCAAGGGAAAGGUUCAUUUGUUUUUAGAUUGUGAUAAUGCUCAAGGGGCUAGAGAUUGCUUUAAGGUUUUAAAAUAUAAUGUGGAACAAAUUCAUGAACCUAGAUUCAGUUUUGCUAAAAGAGCCUUUAGCAUCUUCAGCCCCUGCCUGUCCCUAAAUCUUUGUAUAGUGAGUGAUCCUAUCAGUGAUCUGCUGCAUGUAAGAGUCUGACUUCUAACUGGCAUUUCCUGAGCUAAAUGGCUAUUGACUAUCAUGCAGAGCUGUCUAGCUGCUCCACAUCUGUUGCGAUCUUCCACUUGGCUGAAUAUUUAGUAAGGAGUUUAGUCCAGCUACCUACUUGCCACUCUUCCACCUCAUCUAGGCUCUGGAAACUGCAUACAGCAUUCUGGCUAUUUCAAGUAGCUUUUGUGUAUGGAGCUCUUCCUGUCUCUCCCUCCCCGCCCCCCCUUGAAGAAGAGGGUUGCAGCACUUCAGCAGGGAAAAUAGCAUGUAGAGGAUGAAUAUGCCCAAUAAAUUUGUUUGCAUUACAACAGAAAAAAAGUGUAGUCUUCCCUGUUGGUGGUAACUUAACUCCCUGUUUUGUCCUCCCUGUUUUGUGUACUGGUGUCGGAUUUCCGUCCACAGGGAAAAUAAGUGGUUGAGCAGUGGCCCUGCAUUAGAGUGUAAGCUCUCUUUCUUUUAAA
This is a messenger RNA of Chelonia mydas (Green sea turtle), 1339 nucleotides long. RefSeq names its product activated RNA polymerase II transcriptional coactivator p15. The record is from RefSeq and is a predicted model, not a curated record. Bases 211 to 585 code for a protein of 124 amino acids. Gene Ontology annotation, molecular function: transcription coactivator activity; DNA binding. Gene Ontology annotation, biological process: positive regulation of transcription initiation by RNA polymerase II. The transcript is spliced from 6 exons. Gene Ontology annotation, cellular component: transcription regulator complex; nucleus. Lineage: Eukaryota; Metazoa; Chordata; Testudines; Cheloniidae.